Messenger RNA from Caenorhabditis remanei, 384 nucleotides. RefSeq lists its product as uncharacterized. The record is from RefSeq and is a predicted model, not a curated record. NCBI's taxonomy places the organism in Eukaryota, Metazoa, Nematoda, Chromadorea, Rhabditida, Rhabditidae. Bases 1 to 384 code for a protein of 127 amino acids. The transcript has 2 exons.
AUGCCGGAUCCCAAGGACACAACAAAGAGUAUCAAACUUCUGCGUUUCUGGAAAGAAGGGUUAGGUGUCGUGAAGAAGAUUAACAUUUUGUCUUUCAUAUUAUUCCCAUUGGUUUAUACCGGAUAUGCACUUUUAGUCAAGUUUGAGUUUGACUUUCGAAUGGCACAGAGUGAUAGUAUGAUAAACAAAACUCACACUGAAUUUAUCAGUGAUACAAUGGAAGCAGCAACAGAGGAAGUCAAUAGAGAGUACUAUCUCGCAGAAUUCAUAAUGCUACAAGUCUGUUUUCUCUUCAAUUCUCUCGCAAUCUACUUGAAUGAUAUCUUUUUGCUGAUUACUUUGGAACAUUCAGUGUUGGAGAAGAUGGGAGACCAGUUGUUUUAA